UGACGCGAGGAGAGACAAGGUGUGGUGUGAGGUUUAAAGUGUACUCGCUACCCGCCACCACUUCUAGGGUUUUACAGCCGGUUUUCCCCUUUCCCGGUGCCACACCACCAGACCAGGUUCUCUCUUUCUUCAUUUUCUCAGUUUAUUCAAUCAUCUCUUCACAUUCAUCACUUCAAUUACAGAACCCCGCCAGAUGGAACCAUGAUUAAUCGUAACCACCGUAUACAUCACACAGUCAACUCAAUCACAAAAUCAUUCACUACAAGUCCUUUAGUCCUCCUAUCAGAAAACCCUCCAAUUCCACCUUCAAUCACCCACCACCACCACCACCACCACCACAAAUCCUUGUGCUUUUCCCUUGCUCAAACCCUACUUAACCGAGGCCUGUUACCAGCUGCCCAACGCCUUAUCCGGCGCCUCAUUCUACACUCCCCUACCAUCACCGAUGAGCUUUCCCUCAUCCAUUUUGCCGUCUCACGAGGCCUUGAGCCUUACUUGCCCCCUUAUUCUGCAUUAAUUAGCAGGCUUGUGAAUCUGGGUCAGUUUCGGAUAGCCCAGGAUCUGUAUAUCGAUAGGAUAGUGAACCGAGGGGUUAUGCCCGAUGCCUCAUUAGUCGGUUCCAUGAUGAUUUGCUAUUCCAAGUUAGGCAAGUUUAAGGAGGAAAAUGAUCACGUCGAAAAGCUUAUUGGGUUAAAGUCGUCUUCUAGUGUAAGAGCAUUUUCGGAGCUUUUAAAGGAGGUGUUUGAACAAAGUAGGUACUUUGAUGCGUAUGAUUAUAGUGUUAGGAUUAAUGAUGCUGGGGUUUCGCUUUCUGUUUCGUGUUAUAAUAUGCUGAUUUCUGGGUUGUCGUCUAGAGGGUAUGUUGAUGAAGCUCGCCAAGUGUUUGAUAUAAUGCGUGAGAGAGGUGUGCCACCCGUAUGUCAUUUGUGGAAGUCGCUUGUAUUUGGUUUUUGUAAGAUGGAUAGAGUUGAAGAAGCUGAGUUGUUGAGCAUAGAAAUGGAGUCCUACGGUUUUUUUGUUGAUAAGGUUAUGCACACUAGUCUUAUUAACGGUUACUGUAAGAACCGGAAAGUAAAAAUGGGGAUGAGAUUGUUGUAUAAAAUGCUCAAGAUGGGUUGUCAGCCGGAUACUUAUACUUACAAUACAUUGAUGCAAGGGUUCGUUAAUUCUGGUUUUUUCGAUAAAAUGUGUGUUUUGCACCGGCAAAUGAUAGAAUCGGGACUUGAACCUGAUGUACUGACUUACCAAAUUAUGAUCAACAAAUAUUGUAAAGAAAAUAAAGUUGAUUGUGCUUUGGCGCUUUUAAGUAGCAUGUGCGGUAGAGACCUAACACCCAAUGUGCAUUGUUAUACAUCCAUUAUUCCCGCUCUUUACAAAGAAAACCGUAUAGAGGUUGAUGAGGUGUACCAAACGAUGCUUGAUUCUGGAGUGAUUCCCGAUCAAGUCAUGUUUUUUAAACUAAUAAAAGCGUACCCGAAAGGUCAUGAGCUUCAUCUUACACUCAAGUUUUUGAAUGAGAUUGCUAAAUACGGUUGUGGCGUUGACCCUUUAUCUUCAUCUGCUUCUUUUGGACCUACUGAGAGCCUUCAAUAUCAAAUCGAUCAUAUUUUAGGCAGAAUAGUGGAACGUAGACCUCGUUUGGCUAAUCUGGCUUAUAGUAUAUACAUUAUUGGAUUAUGCUUUGGAGGGAAAACUGACGAUGCUUUGCGGUCUUUGGUUUUCAUGAUCAAUCUUGGGUUUCAGCCGUUGAUGUCAGCUUAUAACUCGUUGAUAAGGUGUUUUAGUCAAGAAGGGUUUGUUGAGCAUUCCGGUGCCCUAAUUGAACUCAUGGAGGGUAUGGGUAUGAUUCCUAACUCCACAACUUUUUUGGUAAUGGUUAAUGAACAUUGCAAAAAUAAUGACCUAGCGUCGGCUUUUAAUGUUCUUCGUUUGAUGGAUGAUAGGAGAAUGAAGCCUAGUGUUGCUAUAUAUGAUAGCAUUAUUGGUUGUUUAGGCAGAGAGAAAAGGGUUUUCGAUGCACAUUGUAUGUUUAAAAAGUUGCUUGAAAGUGAUGUAGAUCCCGAUGACGCUUUGUAUUUCAGAAUGAUAAACACGUACGCUAAAAAUGGACAAGCAAUUGAAGCGGAUCGAUUAUUUUAUCGGAUGAAGAAGCAUGGAAUACAACCUAAUUCACGUGUUUACUCAGCGCUUAUUAGUGGAUUUGUUAAGAAAAAUAUGAUGAAGAAGGGUGUGAUGUAUCUUGGAAGUAUGUUAAAAGAUGGUUUUAUGCCAAAUAAAGUGCUAUAUACGUCUCUUAUUGGUCACUUUAUACGAAAAGGUGAGCUUGAGUUUUCAUUUAGACUAGUUUCUUUGAUGGAACGAAGUCGUAUCGAGAGUGAUCAUGUCACCUACAUAACAUUGAUUAGUGGCAUUUGUAGGAAUCUUCAAUGUUACAACGGUAUAUGGCACGAUACCCAUAAUAAAUCACAAAAAGAAAGGGAACGUCUCUAUCAUCUACUUCGUCAAAACUCAUCUCCGGGGGAGAAUGAUUCGAAAAUUUCCAUAACAACUCAUGAAGAUUUGAAGUUAUUAGCAAUGAAACUGAUUCGAGGAAUUAAAGAUAGUUUCUAUUGGCCUAAUUUAUAUAUGUAUAACGCCACAUUAUCUGGUUUUUGUCGGAUGGGAAAGUUUAAGGAAGCAUAUGAACUACUAGAUGUGAUGGUAAAACAAGGUGUGGGUCUCAAUCAGGUAACGUAUACGAUUUUAAUCAACGGACAUAUUCAAGUCGGUGAAAUUGAUGCUGCUGUCGGGUUGUUUAACAAAAUGAAUGCUGAUGGAUGCUUCGCCGAUAGAAUUUUAUAUAAUAUAAUGAUAAAGGGCUUUUGUAAGAACAAGAGGUUGAUUGAUGCCUUGUCUCUUUCACAUGCAAUGUGUAAAAGAGGAUUUGUUCCUAGCAAAAUUGCUUUCGAAUAUAUGCUUAUUAGUCUUUGUGCUUCACGUUUGGUCAAUGAAGCGUUGCGUAUAUGUGAAGAUAUGAUUUCCCAUGGUUAUUUACCAUGUCGAUUUAACGGUAGCUGGUUGCUUCACAUGUUACUUAAAGAAAACAAACUGAAUGAAGCUCAAAUGUUACAUGAUUUGAUGGUUGAAAAAGGAAGUAAGUUGUCAAAUCCGAUGAGACAGAGAAUCAUGAGAGAUUUAAAAUUGUAGGUUGAAAAAAAUCUUAGCCGUCUGAUUUUGUCAAAGAUAUGGUCAAAAUCGGGAAAAAUGUAAGUUUCAAGUGGAGCAAUAUGAAGUCUGCAUUGCAUCAAUGUUUUUCAGUUACAUUUGAUGGGAUACGUUGAAUAGGCAUAUAUCACAAUGUUGGGAUGUAACUUAACAACCACAGUUGCACCAGGUUUUAAGAGCAUUCGAAGCGGCUUCAAGUUAGGGCACUUGUCAGAUUGCAUAGCCACUUCUGAUGAGUUAAGACACCUCAUAUGACCGUACCUCAAGAGUCUGACCACCAUUCAACCAGUUCUUGCGCUAUACGGAGCUUUUGACUCGAAACCAAAUGGGUAUUUAUUCACAUUGGUUCAAAAAGCUUGAGGCAGAAUGAGGCGUUUAGGUCCCAAAAGCCGGCAUGCGCAUCAUGUACCCGAGGCAUUCUAUUAUUUACAAAGCUCUGUGGAUGAAUAUGCUUGACUUACAGAGCUCUGAUUGCCUCUUUCGUUCAGACAGCUAUGCAAACAAGACACUCGUUGCUGGACGGUUGCUAAAAUCUCUUUAAAGAACCAAAAAAUGAGAGGUGAAUGCAUCGCCUUAUUAUUCAUCAUCUUGAUAGUCCAGUCCAGAAAGGAAUAAACUUUGAGAAAUUGUCAAAAAUAUUGCAUUGGAUUACUGGUUUGAUCUGCAUAGAGAAAGUUCCAAAGCUUUAAUUCAUUGCCCAUUCUUAGGCCGGAGGGUGUGGAGGCGCCACCCCUGCCACCUCACCUUCAAUGGCCACCCAUACCGUCAUCUUUAGGGUGGUGGGGGGGGGGCAUGGUGGUUUCGCCAAGGUGGUGACGUAAGAAAGGGGGGCUCCAUCGAAGUUGAUUGGCUUUAAAGGGGGGUGCUAUAAAGCCCCUAGCCACACCCUCCACACCCUACAAGUUAAAGGAGGGGGCUUUAAAGCCCUUGUGUGACGUGGCGGUAAGGUGGCGUGAUAAAGCCCCUAACCACACCUUCACAUUCACAAGAAUUGUCUUUUUUUUAUAGGUCUGCUGGAAAAUUUUGUAGUGCAAUGUAAUUUUAAUUUAUUUUUUCGGUUUUUGCCAUGGUUGAAGGAAAAAAGAGAAUAAUGUAUGUCAU
Molecule: messenger RNA, 4305 nt
Organism: Helianthus annuus (common sunflower)
Lineage: Eukaryota; Viridiplantae; Streptophyta; Magnoliopsida; Asterales; Asteraceae
Product: pentatricopeptide repeat-containing protein At5g62370
Exons: 6
Coding region: 202-3186 (994 amino acids)
Cellular component (GO): chloroplast
Molecular function (GO): protein binding
Source: RefSeq, a predicted model, not a curated record